UCCAGGAAAUCUCAUCUAGAGACACACAUCAAAACAGUACAUCUAAAAGAGAGGCCAUACAAGUGUGAGAUAUGUAAUAAGAGCUACUUUCAGAAUUCAUCUCUAAAGGUGCACAUGCUAACUCAUACAGAAAAGGAUCCCUUUAAGUGUGAGAUUUGUCAUAAAAAUUUCAUGACCAAAUUAGGUCUGAAGUAUCAUAUGGAAGUACAUGUGGGAGUUAAUCAAUUUCAUUGUGAUAGUUGCAGCAAGGCCUUCUUGCGAAAAACUACACUAGAGGUACACAUGAGACUACACACUGGAGAGAAGCCCUACACCUUUGUUGACUACUUAUAUAUCAAGGACAGGAUUAAGCUAGAAUAUCAGCUUUUCAAGAGGACAGCAAAUAAACCAUUGAAAUUGGAUGGAAACAUAAAAUGGAAGAAAAUGAGUUUCUUUUGUGAUUGGAAGCCUAUGGUCCAACCCAUUGUUCAUGAAAUAUGUAAUCAAGGAAUUUCUAUAGAAGAAAAGGUAAAUGAAAAGAUAAAGGAAGAGAAUGAUUUGGAAAUUAAGGAAGAAAGUUUAGACUAUGAAGUGAGCAAUGGAAACCCAAAAUACAAUUAUCAAUUAUUUAUGGGAGAAAAGAGCAUUAACGAGGAAGAAAAUGGGAAAUUAUAUAAAAUGAUAAAAGACAGUAAUGAUGCAUUGAUGGCAGCACCACUUGUGGCUGAUCGUUGUGAUAGCUUACACCCAUCAGACAGUGACCAGACAAGCCACAAGGAAGGUGAGGCUUAUUCUCAAAUAGUUAAAAUAGUUGAACAUAAUAGAGCGCAUAGAAAGAAAACUCACAUAUGUGAGAUGUGCAAUAGAGUAUAUGCAUUAAAACGCUCAUUAGAUAACCACAUAAGAGAAAAACAUACAAAAGAGAAACCAUAUAAGUGUGAGGCUUGCAACAAGGCUUUCACAAUGAACAUGAAGCUGUUGAUACACCGGAGAAUGGAAUGUGAGUACUUUUGCUCAUUGGGUAAUAAUCAGACACUUAAGGAUGGCAGUAAAGAGGGGAUGUCUAAAAAUGUGCCUGAAGUAUGGAAAUGCUUUACUUGUGAAGUAUGUGGUAAGAAAUUCCCCUUUAAACCAAGGCUGUUGGCUCAUAUGAGGAUUCAUACAAAAGAGAAGCCUUUUAAAUGUGAGAUAUGUGAUACACCAUUUGCUAGGAAAGCUGAUGUAAGUAACCACAUGAAGACACAUACAAAGGAAAGACCUUACAUAUGUGGUACAUGCAGUAGAGGAUUCUCUAGGAAAUCUCAUCUAGAGACACACAUCAAAAUAGUACAUCUAAAAGAGAGGCCAUACAAGUGUGAGAUUUGUAAUGAGAGCUACAUUCAGAAUAGAUCUCUAAAGGAGCACAUGCUAACUCAUACAGAAAAGGAUCCCUUUAAGUGUAAGAUUUGCCAUAAAAAUUUCACGACCAAAUCUAGUGUGAAGCAUCAUAUGGAAGUACAUUCAGGAGUUAAGCCAUUUAAUUGUGAUAUAUGCAGCAAGGCCUUCUUGCGAAAAACUACACUAGAGGUACACAUGAGACUACACACUGGAGAGAAGCCCUACACCUGUAAUGUAUGUAACAAGUCAUUUAGAGCUCACUAUACUUUAAUUAAACACAGUAGACUGCAUACUAGAGAGAAACAGAGUACAUGAGAGGUUACUGUUAAUUAAGGUAUAUUUUUACAAGAUAUCAUAUGUUCUAUUAUUCUUUUUUACCCCAAAUAUUACCUUAUCUGUUAUCAUUACAUUUCAUGAUGAAAAUGAGUUUCUUUUGUGAUUGGAAGCCUUUGGUCCAACCCAUUGUUGAUGAAAUAUGUAAUCAAGGAAUUUCUAUAGAAGAAAAGGUAAAUGAAAAGAUAAAGGAAGAGAAUGAUUUUGAAAUUAAGGAAGAAAGUUUAGACUACGAAGUGAGUGAUGGAAACCCAAAAUACAAUUAUCAAGUAUAUAUGGGAGAAAAGGGCAUUAACGAGGAAGAAAAUGGGAAAUUAUAUAAAGUGAUAAAAGACAGUAAUGAUGUAUUGGUGACAGCACCACUUGUGGCUGAUCGUUGUGAUAGCUUACACCCAUCAGACAGUGACCAGACAAGCAACAAGGAAGGUGAGGCUUGUUCUCAAAUAGUUAAAAUAGUUGAACAUAAUAGAGUGCAUAGAAAGAAAACUGAGAUGUGCAGUAAAGUAUGCUCAUCAAACUACAGAUUACAUAACUACAUUUAGAGCUCACUAUACUUUAAUUAAACACAGUAGACUGCAUACUAGAGAGAAACAAGGUACAUUAGAGGAGUUACUGUUAGUUGAGAUGUUUUUUACAAGAUAUAUGUUCUGUUAUGAAGUAAAGCUUGAUAUUCAAUACAUACACAUAUAUACACAUACGAAUAUACUCACAUACA
Molecule: messenger RNA, 2404 nt
Organism: Penaeus vannamei (Pacific white shrimp)
Lineage: Eukaryota; Metazoa; Arthropoda; Malacostraca; Decapoda; Penaeidae
Source: RefSeq, a predicted model, not a curated record